AAAGUCGGCGUCGGCGGCCAAGACCGUUGUCGAGAACCGCAUGAAGGGCGACAAGGACGUCGAGUACAAGGCCAACAUCGCGGCCAACGACGAGCUCGUCAAGAACAAGCGUGUCCAGAACUUCCUCGAGAAGGGACAUCCCGUGAACCUCAACAUCUCGUGGGGCAACCGCGGCGAGCGCAAGCCGCUCGGCCUCGAGCUCUACGACCGCAUCCUUGCCUACAUUGAAGCGCCGUACGUCGUCGGCAAGUUCAAGGUCACAAACCAUGGCGCCCGCGCCCGCCUGAACCCGACGAAGCGCGCGACGGCCAAGUCCACGGAGCGAGAUGACACGGUCAGCGAAGCGUAG
This is a messenger RNA of Saprolegnia parasitica CBS 223.65, 349 nucleotides long. RefSeq lists its product as hypothetical. The transcript has a single exon. Gene Ontology annotation, biological process: translational initiation. Lineage: Eukaryota; Oomycota; Saprolegniomycetes; Saprolegniales; Saprolegniaceae. The record is from RefSeq and is a predicted model, not a curated record. The coding region runs from base 41 to 349 and encodes 102 amino acids.